This is a messenger RNA of Raphanus sativus (radish), 616 nucleotides long. RefSeq names its product transcriptional regulator TAC1-like. The transcript has a single exon. The record is from RefSeq and is a predicted model, not a curated record. NCBI's taxonomy places the organism in Eukaryota, Viridiplantae, Streptophyta, Magnoliopsida, Brassicales, Brassicaceae. The coding region runs from base 23 to 523 and encodes 166 amino acids.
UAAAAAAAAUCCAAAAUAUAAUAUGGAAAACAUCAAAAACCCUAAAAACACGGACGAUUCCGAUGGCAUGUCUAGAAGUCGUCAUCAAAUCGUUGAUAACUCCCUGUCAAGAUCUUACAUAUGCAGUUUCUGCGUGAGGGGCUUCUCGAAUGCUCAAGCACUAGGAGGGCAUAUGAACAUCCACAGAAGAGAUAGAGCUAACCUCAGACAAAAGCUUAUGGAAGAUAAUAAGGAUGAUGUUGUCGCCGAGAAUGAAUCAUCAGGAGAUGUCUCUCUAGACCUCAAUGAAAAACAACAACAAGAAGCUUUGGCAUGUGAUGAUGAUGAAAAUGAUCAAGAUGCGGACAAAGAUACAUGUCCUGGUAAAAAAAUAGUGUUUCGUGUUCAAAAAAGCAAGCUUGAUAUUAACGAUGAUGGAAAAGUUAGCAUAGAUGGUUCGAGUUCGAGUCAACAUCUUGAGAAUGAAAAUUUGGAUCUUGAGCUCCGGUUAGGUCAAAGCGCCGUGGCGAAGAAGACAACAUAAUCUCUCAACGAUCAUCAUACAUUGAAUGUAUAUAUAUCGAAAGGAACAAAGAACCUUGAAACAUCAGACUCAAGAAUCCAUCUAUUACAAAUG